GAGGCAAAAAUGGUUGCUCCCGACGGUGGCUGAGCCCCCAGCCCCUGGAAUAUGCAGCCCGGGGGAGCCCCAGGCAGCGGCAAGGACGCGGUGGCGGAGUGGGGCGGGAGGCAUGGUCUCUACCUACCGGGUGGCCGUGCUGGGGGCGCGAGGCGUGGGCAAAAGUGCCAUCGUGCGCCAGUUCUUGUACAACGAGUUCAGCGAGGUCUGUGUGCCCACCACCGCCCGCCGCCUCUACCUGCCUGCUGUCGUCAUGAACGGCCACGUGCACGACCUCCAGAUCCUCGACUUCCCGCCCAUCAGCGCCUUCCCUGUCAACACGCUGCAGGAGUGGGCAGACGCCUGCUGCAGGGGACUUCGGAGUGUCCACGCCUACAUCCUGGUUUACGACAUCUGCUGCUUUGACAGCUUUGAGUACGUCAAGACCAUCCGCCAGCAGAUCCUGGAGACAAGGGUGAUCGGCACAUCUGAGACACCCAUCAUCAUCGUGGGCAACAAGCGGGACCUGCAGCGCGGACGUGUGAUCCCACGCUGGAACGUGUCGCACCUGGUGCGCAAGACCUGGAAGUGCGGCUACGUGGAGUGCUCAGCCAAGUACAACUGGCACAUCCUGCUGCUCUUCAGCGAGUUGCUCAAGAGCGUCGGCUGCGCGCGUUGCAAGCACGUGCACGCCGCCCUGCGCUUCCAGGGGGCGCUGCGCCGCAACCGCUGCGCUAUCAUGUGA
Otolemur garnettii (small-eared galago) is the source of this 724-nucleotide messenger RNA. RefSeq names its product RAS like family 10 member B (gene RASL10B). Gene Ontology annotation, molecular function: GTPase activity; GTP binding. The coding region runs from base 113 to 724 and encodes 203 amino acids. The transcript has 3 exons. The record is from RefSeq and is a predicted model, not a curated record. Lineage: Eukaryota; Metazoa; Chordata; Mammalia; Primates; Galagidae.